AUGGAAGGGAAGGAUGGAGAGUGCCGAAUCACGGAGAAGAUAGAAGGAUCGAUCAGAGAGAUAGGAAGCAACUGGGGACAGAUGAGUCAAGGAGAAAGGCCAGCGGCGGCAGGUGUAGCAGAGAAGCCAGGGAAAGUAUCCCUGGAAACGGCUGGUUUAGCAGCCAGGAGGUCACUAGCAGCUCAGCAAGAGGCGCUUAAGGAGCGUGUUGCCGUGAUUCAAUGGGCCCAGCACAGGGACCAACUUUCCAGAGCCCUGAAGACAAGGGGUAACACCCCAAAAUACGAACUCAUUUUCCACUCUACCUUCAUUGGCCGAGCGGCUGCCCAGAACAGAGGCCGCAUCUCCCGAUACCUGGCAAACACAUGCAGUAUUGCCUCACGAAUCGAUUGCUUCUCUGAGGUACCUACCAGUGUAUUUGGGGAGAAGCUUCGAGAACAAGUUGAGGAGCGGCUGUCCUAUGAGACUGGAGAGAUUCCACGAAAGAAUCUGGAUGUCGUGAAGGAGGCAAUCGUUCGGGCAGAGGAAGCAGCUGCUGAGAUUACUAGGAAGCUGGAGAAACAGUAGAAGAAACGCUUGAAGAAGGAAAAGAAAAGGCUGGCUGCGAUUGCCCUGGCGUCUUCAGAAAACAGCAGUAGGACCCCGGAGGAAUGUGAGGAGACAAGUGCAAGACCCAAAAAGAAGCAAAAGCAAAAGCCCCAGGAGGCUCCUCAGGAGAAUGGAAUGGAAGGCCCAUCCGUCUCCUCCAAACCCAAAAAGAAGAAAUCUUUUUCCGAGGAGAAGCUGGUUAGUAGUGAUCGUGAAGAGACAGCUGGCAGUGGAAGUCUUCCCAAGAGGAAGAAAUCUUUCCCCAAAGAGCAACCAGAUAGUGACCCUGAAGAGUCAGGAAACAAGAGGGUCCCCAAGAAAAAGAGGAAAUGCUCUUCCAAGGAGGAGCCUCUCAGCAGUGGACCUGAAGAGGCUGCUGCCAGCAAGAGCAACAGCUCCAAGAAAAAGAAAAACCUCCGAAAGCUAUCGCAGGAAAAUGAGAAUAGACAUUUCCCUAGUAGGGCAUAACUUACAGAGAUAUUU
Orcinus orca (killer whale) is the source of this 1071-nucleotide messenger RNA. RefSeq names its product nucleolar protein 56-like. Gene Ontology annotation, molecular function: snoRNA binding. Gene Ontology annotation, cellular component: small-subunit processome; box C/D methylation guide snoRNP complex. The record is from RefSeq and is a predicted model, not a curated record. The transcript has 2 exons. NCBI's taxonomy places the organism in Eukaryota, Metazoa, Chordata, Mammalia, Artiodactyla, Delphinidae.